This is a messenger RNA of Spea bombifrons (plains spadefoot toad), 3276 nucleotides long. It is a transcript of the gene CBL, whose product is annotated as Cbl proto-oncogene. Gene Ontology annotation, biological process: negative regulation of epidermal growth factor-activated receptor activity; cell surface receptor signaling pathway. NCBI's taxonomy places the organism in Eukaryota, Metazoa, Chordata, Amphibia, Anura, Pelobatidae. Gene Ontology annotation, molecular function: calcium ion binding; SH3 domain binding; receptor tyrosine kinase binding. Gene Ontology annotation, cellular component: membrane raft; plasma membrane. Bases 185 to 2827 code for a protein of 880 amino acids. The transcript is spliced from 16 exons. The record is from RefSeq and is a predicted model, not a curated record.
GCGUCGAGCGACCACCCUGCGCGCUCACGGCCGGUGAAAGGCGGAAGUGACGGCGACGAAGCGGUGCUCGGACCCGGGAGACCCUGCUCCCCCCUCCCCGCCCGGCGCACAUAGGGAGGGUUGUGCCCGGGGGCUGCCGCGCUCUCGGUACCAGUGAGAACCCUGCAGCUGUAACCCGGUCUCCAUGGCGACCAAUCUGCGGAAGGGCGGCGGGCUGAUCGGGCUGGUGAAAGACGCUUUCCAGCCGCAUCACCACCCGGCCGCACAGCCGGGGGCCGUGGACAGAAAGACGGUGGAAAAAUGCUGGAAGCUGAUGGACAAGGUGGUCCGCCUGUGCCAGAAUCAAAGGUUGGCUCUGAAAAACAGCCCCCCGUAUAUUCUGGACCUGCUUCCCGACACCUACCAACAUCUUCGCACAAUUAUGUCUCGCUAUGAGGGGAAAAUGGAGACGCUGGGAGAAAAUGAAUAUUUCCGGGUUUUCAUGGAAAAUCUCUUAAAGAAGACAAAGCAGACAAUUAGCUUGUUCAAGGAGGGGAAGGAGCGAAUGUACGAGGAGAACUCUCAGCCUAGGAGAAAUCUGACCAAACUGUCCCUCAUCUUCAGCCACAUGCUGGCAGAGUUAAAAGGGAUAUUCCCCAGUGGUCUGUUCCAGGGAGAUACCUUCCGGAUAACGAAGGCAGAUGCUGCUGAAUUUUGGAGGAAAGCUUUUGGAGAGAAAACGAUUGUACCUUGGAAGAUUUUCCGUCACGCUUUGCAUGAUGUCCAUCCUAUCUCAUCUGGACUGGAAGCCAUGGCUUUGAAGUCUACUAUUGACCUUUCUUGUAACGAUUACAUCUCUGUUUUUGAGUUUGACAUCUUUACACGUCUUUUCCAGCCAUGGUCUUCCCUCCUGAGGAACUGGAACAGUCUAGCCGUGACACAUCCUGGUUACAUGGCGUUCCUGACCUAUGAUGAAGUCAAAGCUCGGCUUCAGAAGUUCAUCCACAAACCUGGCAGUUAUAUUUUCCGUCUGAGUUGCACACGGCUGGGCCAGUGGGCGAUUGGAUAUGUUACAGGUGAUGGAAAUAUUCUACAAACCAUCCCUCACAAUAAACCACUUUUCCAGGCUCUGAUCGAUGGAUUCCGAGAAGGCUUUUAUCUCUUUCCCGAUGGCCGCAAUCAGAAUCCAGAUCUUACAGGCCUUUGUGAGCCCACUCCUCAGGAUCACAUCAAAGUCACUCAGGAGCAGUAUGAGCUGUACUGUGAGAUGGGCUCCACGUUCCAGCUCUGCAAGAUAUGUGCGGAGAAUGACAAGGAUGUUAAGAUUGAACCCUGCGGACACCUUAUGUGCACUUCAUGCCUCACCUCUUGGCAGGAAUCGGAAGGCCAAGGUUGCCCGUUUUGCCGGUGUGAAAUCAAAGGAACUGAGCCGAUCGUGGUAGAUCCGUUUGAUCCAAGAGGAGGUGGCAUGGCUGAAAUGUUGCGACACUGUUUAGAUGGAGCUCCCUCCCCUUGCUAUGAAGAUGAUGAUGAUGACAGUGGGAAUGACUCUCUCUUCAUGCUUGCGGGAGCCAAGGUGGAGAGGCCUCCCUCUCCUUUGUCUGUUGCUCCACAAGCUUCCCUGCCUCCUGUGCCACCUCGUCUAGACCUGCUACAGCAGAGACCCCCCAAUCCCUCCGGAGCCUGCAGCCCUGCAACCACCUCUAAGGUUCCCAGCAGCAUACAUCACAAGGACAAACCACUGCCCAUCCCACCAACUCUUAGAGACCUUCCUCCGCCUCCUCCUCCUGACAGACCUCAUUCUAUGGUGGGUGACAGCAGACCUCAGAGGAGACCUCUCCCUUCCACACCUGCAGACAAGCCCCUUCCAGCUCCCUCAGCCCGUCCUGCAGACCCCUGGAAUCCCCGGUCUGUGCCCAAGGCUCCCACACCCUGCGUGCCACCAGUGGGGGACUCCUGGGCAGGGGGGAAAGAAUUGUCCAACCGUCACUCCCUGCCUUUUACACUGCUAUCGCAUGUUGAUGACAGAAGGGAUCGGCAUGGGAGCACUCAGAGUUUGGAUAACACUGGCAUAAAUUUGUGUGCGGAUUUGAUGGCAGGAAUCGAUCUGGAUGACCCCAAAGUGAAGCAGUCGUCUUCUGCCAAUGCCAUCUAUUCUCUUGCCUCCAGGCCACUUCUGGUACCAAAGCCUCCAGCAGGGGACCAUUCAGAUAGUGGUGAAGACUCUGAGUACAUGUGCCCCUCAUCACGACCCGUAAAUCCGACCGUGGUGCCAAAACCUGAAAUAAGGAGGCCAAUGGAUUCACUGCCUGGCAUGCGUCUGCCUGAGCAUUUGAUGGAAAGAGAUUCCUAUGAAACGAUGUACAACAUUCAGUGCCAAGCUACACCUCUUCUUCUGGAGCCAGAGAGAGAGGAAGCAGAGGAGUGUCCUAUAACUACCAACAAUGGGCCAGAGGCCGAUGAGGACAAUGGAUAUGACAUACCAAAGCCCCCUUUGCCUAUGGCUCCUGCUCGCCGCACCCUCUCUGAUAUCUCUAAUGCCACACCUGCCUUCAGCCCCUCAGCAAUGGGCAUGGAUCCUGGAGCAGGGCUCCUGGAGUUUUCUCAGGUUCCUGAACGUCCCCCUAAACCUUUCCCCAGACGGAUGAACUCUGAGCGCAGACCUGCAGCAGGUGGGGAUGUCGUGCCAGGUCCACUUUCCAGCGAGAUCGAGAGUUUAUUAAACCAGGGCUAUUCCCAACAAGAUGUAAACAAGGCCCUGCUGAUUGCCCAUAACAACAUCGAGAUGGCCCGCAACAUCCUUCGUGAGUUUGUGGCCAUCCCUUCCCCUCCUCACGUGGCCACAUAACGAUAACCGUUCAAGAGCACUCCCAUCCCAAUUAAAAGAAGAGGAGUGAACGAGAACGUACCUCUGUCCCCGACGUUCAGAAGUAACACAGGGACAAUUGGGACCACUGGGGGUAGUUGUGGGUACAAGGAAAUAAAAGUUAAAGGCAAAUACCCACCCCCUAGCUGGAAGAAUACAGGGUACGGGUGCCAGUCUACCCAUUGUCAAUCAGCAUUACCAGUCAGGUCAUCCGUGAAAACAAUCCAAACUCUGCUAUGUAAAGCAGGUUUCCCCCUGCGCGUCCUCUAGCGGUGGGCUACCUUGACACGGAGGACUCUCGGGCUGUAAUAUUCAUGGAUACACUGAAGCUAUUUACCCCGUCUGACUUUUCAGUAGGUUGUAGGAAUGUUACAUUUGCCAGUUUUUCACAGGGUGAGAAAUUGGAGAUGAACUGAUUUUGAUUUAUCACA